Messenger RNA from Fusarium oxysporum Fo47, 1098 nucleotides. RefSeq names its product chaperonin 10-like protein. The record is from RefSeq and is a predicted model, not a curated record. Gene Ontology annotation, molecular function: oxidoreductase activity, acting on NAD(P)H. Lineage: Eukaryota; Fungi; Ascomycota; Sordariomycetes; Hypocreales; Nectriaceae. The transcript is spliced from 2 exons. The coding region runs from base 1 to 1098 and encodes 365 amino acids.
AUGGCAGUCCAAUCAAUCAUCUCCCGUCAAACCCUACCCGCUACUCAAAGAGCUCUCAAAGUCCAAGGCGCAGGAACAGUCACUCUCCAAGAGAACAGUCCCAUCGAGCCCCCAAAGGAAGAUGAAGUCCUCGUCAGAAUCUGCUGUGUCGGCGUCAAUCCCCAUGACUGGAAAUCCCUAGACAUGUCACCAUCCGCCGGCGCAACGUGGGGCUGCGAUUUCGCUGGUGAAGUCGUCACUGCAGGACCUCUGACAAACAAAUUCAAGCCAGGUGAUCGUGUUGGCGGUGCUUGUGCUGGUAAUCGGUCUGAUAAUCCGAAUAAUGGUGGUUUUGCAGAGUAUGUCAGUGUUCCGGAGAUGUUGUUGCUCAGACUUCCGGACUGGAUGAGCUUUGAGCAGGGUGCGACAUUGGGUGUUGGCUUGUUGACUGUUGGUUUGUCGCUGUAUCACACAAUGAAACUUCCCCUUCCUUACUCAGGUGAAGUGAGGGACCAGUAUAUCCUGAUUUACGGUGGUGGAACGGCUACUGGGGGUUUGGCAAUUCAAGCCGCCAAGCUAUCUGGCUUGAAGCCCAUCACAACCUGUUCUCCAGGAAAGUUCGAGCACGUCAAGUCUCUAGGCGCCGUAGAAGCCUUCGACUACCGCUCUCCAUCCUGCGCGUCAGACAUCCGCACCUUCACACAUGACAGUCUAGAGUACGUUCUUGACUGCAUCACCGAAAGCAGCAGCAUGAAAAUCUGCUACGCUGCCAUUGGAAGCCACGGCGGUAACUACAUCGGUCUAGACCAAUUCCCCAUUCGUGGACAUACGCGUCGCGACGUUCGUCCAGGCUGGGUUCUCGCGUGGACAGCGCUAGGUAAACCUGUUGAUUGGAGAAAGCCAUAUCGUCGAGAAGCAAGACCCAAGGAUAAGGCGUUUGCGGAGAGAUGGGCGCCUAUUGCACAGAAGCUACUGGAUUCUAAGGAUAUUGUGACACAUCCUACUGAGGUUAGUGAUGAGGGGUUGGCGGGUGUCGCAAAGGGAGCCGAGAGGGUGAAGAUGGGAACUGCUGGUGGCAAGAAGCUGAUAUACCGUGUUGCUGCACCCUCGACAUCUUAA